This is a messenger RNA of Paramuricea clavata, 2814 nucleotides long. Lineage: Eukaryota; Metazoa; Cnidaria; Anthozoa; Malacalcyonacea; Plexauridae. The record is from the annotation of a GenBank genome assembly.
AUGCCACCUAAGAAGGCUAAAGCCACAGAGGCAACAAAGCAGCAUGUUGUAGUCAAUGAAUAUGUCGAAGCUACGGAAGUAUUGGAAUCUAAAGUGGAAACACCAAAGGCCUGUAUUGAUAAGGAUAGUGGUGAAAAGGUUAAAGGACCAUUAUUAAAUACAGAGACGGUGAUCGUAGGUACCAAUGAAGCCGACGUAGUAGAAAUUCGAGAAGAAUCAGAUAGCAACGAGCCAAAACAAAGGAACUAUGAUGAUGAAUUAACACAUGAUAAAGAACUAAGGUUUGAAAUGGCGGUUAAUGCAAAACAUGAAAGAUCUAUAUGUAUGGAAGAAUUUCGAAGGGAACUUAGUAUGUUACAGCAUCUAACAAAGGAUUUCGAAACAAAACCAGAAAAGGUAAAUGCAAGAAGGGACAGGUAUGAACAAACAUUUCAUAAAUUUGUUAUUAGUCACGAGAAUUAUAUGCAGCAUGAAGAUGACAUAGAGAAGAAAGACUUAAUGACUGACAAUUAUAAUGAUCAACGCGAUGUCAAACUACAACUAGAUUACAUGGUAGAUCUGUGGCAAACCAAUCGAGAAAGAUAUCUAAAGCUGCCAUCAGAAUCUGGAUAUAGUUUGGCAUCUCGUAAAAGCAGAAGUAGUCGAACAUCUAGUAGAAGCAGUGUGAAAGAAAGAAAGAAAGAAAGAAAGAAGGAAGGAAGGUUAUGGAAGAGGCAAAGUUGAAAAUGCAGACCUUAAAGGAGAAACAGGAGCUAGAGCGCCAACUUGAAGUAACUGAGCAAAGUAAGACGGAGCUUUCCAGGAAGAUUAAAUUACUGAAUGCUGAAGCAGAGCUAAAGCAGGCAAAGAUUGAUUUUGUUAUUGAUCAGAUUCCAGAUGACGAAGGUGUCGAUGGUAUGAAUGAAUACCUACGAGACUUUCAAGGUCCAACUUGCCCUGAAAAAUCCGAAAUUCCCUACCCCAGUCAACCUAAAUUUGUCCCUGAGUACCCACCAACCCCCCAUUCUCCAGCAGCACAGGUACAACCACCUGCACCAUUGCUCCAUAACCAUCCUAGCUCUGAACCCAGACCGUAUGUACCCAACCUAGCGACAACUGAGUCGGACAGAUUUGAUAUUCCCAAAGUAGGACUAGAUGUCACGAGGAAUGAAUUUUAUCCAAAUGCUAAUCACGAAGCCACAAAUACCUUGCAAGAAGAACCAGCACCGCCACCCCAACCGCAGCUAGAUGUAUGGAACUCCAUAGCACAGGCCAUAAAGGAAGGCCCUUCUUUACCCAAAAUAGAGCUCAUGAUCAUGAGAUUCGGUGGUGACCCCCUGGAAUAUGUAGAGUUUGUGACAAACUUUAAAGAUAACAUAGAGUCCCAAGUUUCUGAUGACUCCCAGCGGUUCACUCACCUGUUAGCGCAGUGUGUCGGCAAAGCGAAGGAUGCAAUCCGAAGUUGCGUCAACCUUGAUGUCGGCCAGAGAUAUAAGGAAGCAAAGAGUUGUCUUCUUGAGAACUUUGGCCAGCCUCACAUUAUAGUAGAAGCUCAUAUGAAAAAGCUCAGAGAACUUCAAAUUAGAAAAUCUGAUGCGAAUGCCUUGAUGGAGUUCGUGCAUCACCUAGAAGAUUCUGAGAGAGCAUUAAAGAGCAUGGGAUCCAGCUACUCCAAUCGGUUAGACAAUGAAGAUGUAAUAGUUAUGUUGAUGAGGAAACUCCCCGAAGAUGGCUUAAAGAGGAAGUGGGUGGACAGAGCUGGAGACCUUAUCAAGAGCAAAGACUAUGUACAAUUCGAUGACUUUGUAAAUUUCUUGAAGAAAGUGGCAGGGCGUAUAAACAACAGGUAUGGGAGAGAGCUUAAGCAAGCCAAUGAAGACAAGAAAUUUCAGAACAGGUCAAGAUUCGAGCAGCAAAGGAGAGUUAACGCAAACGCAAUUCGAGGUGGUUUGAAUAAGGAAGAUACACCUGUAAGAACUGGUCGUAAGUGCCCCCAGUGCUCUGGACCACACGGUGUCUGGAGGUGCCAAGUAUUCAAGUCAUGCACCUUAAAGGAUCGUCUGAGAACUGUGAAACAACACAAACUUUGCAGAAUAUGUCUCGGCGAAGGCCAUUUUGCGAGGUCAUGCAAAAGUGGAUUCACCUGCCGUGUAGCCGGAUGCGGAAAACAUCACCAUUAUCUAAUCCAUGAUAAUCAAGACGCUAAAGGGGAACACUCCACCAAUCAAGAUAACGAGAUGCAAAGUCACGACGGUUUAAAGAAGGAUGCUGGGACCCAAAGUAUUACAGCCGAUGAUAGACAGAAUCAGGUAAAUCUAUAUAUGUCUACACCAACCCUACCAGUGACAAGGAACUUGUUACGUACGCAUUUUUAGACAGUGGAUCCGAUACGACUCUUUGUCUGGAAAGUUUAGUUGAAGAGCUAUCAGUGAUUGAUGCGAAACCGGCUAAAUACACUAUGACGACAGCGAACUUGCAACAACAGAAGGCAGGCUAUGAGGUACGGUUGGACAUCGAAUCGGUAUCGAGCAGUGAAAAGUUCCAGCUUGAAGGUGUACUAACCACAGACAGCUUACCAGUGACUCCGAGACACGUAGCGACCAACAAAGAAGUUCAAGAGUGGCCUCAUCUGCAGGACAUUGUCUUACCCGAAACUGGAGAUGAACAGGUUACCAUUUUGAUAGGAAGUGAUCGACCUGAUAUAAUUGAUAAUUUUCUCGACCGAAGAGAUGGAACAAAAGGGCAACCAUGUGCAGUUAAGACACCUCUAGGAUGGACAGUGUAUGGUCCAAUGGGAGAACCUCGAUGCGAGCAAGUGUCCAUUAAUUCCGUUAG